Messenger RNA from Amphibalanus amphitrite, 1585 nucleotides. RefSeq names its product glyceraldehyde-3-phosphate dehydrogenase 2-like. The transcript has 5 exons. Gene Ontology annotation, molecular function: oxidoreductase activity, acting on the aldehyde or oxo group of donors, NAD or NADP as acceptor; NAD binding; NADP binding. Gene Ontology annotation, biological process: glucose metabolic process. NCBI's taxonomy places the organism in Eukaryota, Metazoa, Arthropoda, Thecostraca, Balanomorpha, Balanidae. The coding region runs from base 179 to 1177 and encodes 332 amino acids. The record is from RefSeq and is a predicted model, not a curated record.
CGGAGUAGCAGUGAGGGAGGCAGGUGUCCAUUGUGGCCUCCUAUUUGAAGUACAAGUGGGUGCUUACAUUUGCUUUGUGGUGCAUCGCUAUUUGACAUUUGUCAUCUUGGCCUUAGUGAUUUAAUAUUUUGGUGAAUUGUUCAACUUUCCUGAAUCUAUCCCACAACCUAACCUAACCAUGUCGAAGAUCGGAAUCAACGGAUUCGGCCGCAUCGGCCGCCUGGUGGUGCGGGCCGCCCUCGAGAAGGGAGCCGAGGUCGUAGCCGUCAACGACCCGUUCAUCAACCUGGAGUACAUGGUGUACAUGUUCAAGUAUGACUCGACCCACGGCCGCUACAAGGGCGAGGUCAAGGCCGAGGAUGGCUGCCUGGUCAUCGACGGCAAGAAGAUCACUGUCUUCAACGAGAUGAAGCCCAACAACAUUCCGUGGUCGAAGGCGGGCGCCGAGUACAUCGUCGAGUCCACCGGCGUGUUCACCACCAUCGAGAAGGCCAGCGCUCACUUCGACGGCGGGGCCAAGAAGGUGGUUAUCUCGGCGCCCUCGGCCGACGCGCCCAUGUUCGUCUGCGGCGUCAACCUGGACGCCUACUCGCCGGACAUGAAGGUGGUCUCGAACGCCUCGUGCACCACCAACUGCCUGGCGCCGGUGGCCAAGGUGAUCCACGACAACUUCACCAUCUUGGAGGGUCUGAUGACCACCGUGCACGCCACCACGGCCACCCAGAAGACUGUGGACGGCCCGAGCGGCAAGAACUGGCGUGACGGCCGCGGCGCCGGCCAGAACAUCAUCCCCGCCUCGACCGGCGCCGCCAAGGCCGUCGGCAAGGUGAUCCCCGACCUGAACGGCAAGCUGACCGGCAUGGCGUUCCGCGUGCCCACCCCGGACGUGUCCGUGGUGGAUCUCACCUGCCGGCUGGCCAAGCCCGCACCCAUGGAGGAGAUCAAGAAGAAGAUCCAGGAGGCCGCCAACGGCCCCAUGCAGGGCAUCCUCGGCUACACCGACGAGCAGGUGGUGUCCAAUGACUUCCUCACCGACUCGCGCUCCAGUAUCUUCGACGCCGGCGCCUGCAUCCAGCUCAACGACACCUUCGUCAAGCUGGUCUCCUGGUACGACAACGAGUACGGCUACUCUCACCGUGUUGUCGACCUGAUCAAGUUCAUGCAGUCCAAGCAGUAAGCUGCCGCCGCGGCCUGCUCUGCUGCGUGCUCCAGCGGUCGGUCGGGCGGCCCGGCGGACGGGCGGGCGGCUGAGGGCGGUCCGAGGGCACCCUGUCCCCCGUCCCUGCCCCCGCCCGGCCCCGGGCGCCAGGCGCCAGUCACAGUCAUCUCCGUCUCCGUGUCCGCACUCUAUCCCGGCGCGCGCCGCGCCGUAGUCCGCUGGCCGGCGCCGCUCCUCUCUCCCUCUCUCCUGCUCUCCGUCUGUCAGUCGCUCUGUCUCUCUCUCCUCGGCUCUCCUCAGGUGUAGCGCCGCUGUCUCGGCCGUCUGUGGACGGCGGCUGCCCAGCAGCUUACUGCCGCCCGCGGACGGGCUAGUCGUUAUCGAAUCGUGAUGUUGAAUUCUCCGGAAUAAAACAAUGAAAUUGUG